Melitaea cinxia (Glanville fritillary) is the source of this 1089-nucleotide messenger RNA. RefSeq lists its product as uncharacterized. The record is from RefSeq and is a predicted model, not a curated record. Bases 303 to 935 code for a protein of 210 amino acids. Gene Ontology annotation, cellular component: nucleus. The transcript is spliced from 3 exons. Gene Ontology annotation, biological process: protein import into nucleus. Lineage: Eukaryota; Metazoa; Arthropoda; Insecta; Lepidoptera; Nymphalidae.
CUAUUUUAAAAUGACAACAAGUCCACAUUUACCACCAAAAAAAUUAAACACGCAAUUUAAUUUUGUAGAAUUACAGGUAUUUUCUAUAACCUUUAACACAGCUAAAAUUUUUUGCAAACGAGCAUAUUAAUUUUGUAAAUAGAUACUAAAAUUGAGAUUACAAUAUUAAAAAUUGUGCAACUUGCAACCAAUGAUAACAUACCUACGCCUCUUCAAUUGAAAAAUAGAAUAUAAAAUCGUAAAUACAGAAACAUUCUUCUUUUGCGUAAAAGCACUUUUUGUACGUUAACCUUUACUUAAAAAUGAAUAAAUUAGAUUCUUCACCGACUUUUAAAAACAUAAAAUCUAAAAAACUUCACUCUCCGAUACAAUUAAAAGAAAAGAUAAGAAAGGAUUAUAAACACAAGGUGCAAACUUGUCGUGAUAUUCUCUUAAGCAGAUUGCGAGAAUCUCCAUUGUUAGGCAAAGACCUUCAUACAACAUUAACAGACAUUUACAAUGAAACAUUUAGUAAUUUUAAUAUGGAUGGUUUCCAUAUUGAACUACUAACAAAUAAUGAAGAAACAAAAAUACUGGAGGAAAUCAAAAUGGAGCUAAUACAAACUGAAUUAAGUUGGUGGCUUGAAGAAUAUGAAAAAUCAAAUAUUGACAACAUAGACUGGUCUUCGUUACACAAGGACGAUAAUGUUAUAUGUUUACUUUGUCAAAAAAACAAUUUUACUCUUAAUAAUCAAAUUUUGUCAUGUACAUAUUGUAAUAUUAAAGUUAAAACGGAAAUGUCCUUACUAAGCAUUAAAAAACAGAUUGAUGACUGUAUAGAAAGGCACACCACCGUUUGUGCCGGAAGUGCACAAUUUGUAACAGUAUUAGAGUCGAAUGAGAGUCAUAUUUACCUUUUUUGUGAAGCCUGUAUGGACAUGCAAUUUGUUGUUUAAUUAUCUUUCUCGUUAUUGAAUUGUAAUGCCUAAAAAUCAAAUGCUAUUGAAUUUAAUCAAAUGCUUUUUGAUUUCCUAGGUACUAUAUUUUCUUAUACUUUUCAUAUGUAUGUUGUUUGAACUCAUUAAUAAAAUUGCUGUUUCUUUGUGUUGA